Molecule: messenger RNA, 6328 nt
Organism: Rhineura floridana
Lineage: Eukaryota; Metazoa; Chordata; Lepidosauria; Squamata; Rhineuridae
Gene: BAZ1B
Product: bromodomain adjacent to zinc finger domain 1B
Exons: 19
Coding region: 405-4943 (1512 amino acids)
Biological process (GO): chromatin remodeling
Cellular component (GO): WICH complex
Molecular function (GO): protein binding; histone H2AXY142 kinase activity
Source: RefSeq, a predicted model, not a curated record
GCUUCUUUCUUGCGCUUACAUAACGCGACCUCCCUCCCUUUUUUCUUUCUCCCUCUCGAACGCGCGCGCGCAAGCAACGUGUCCCUGGAUUGACGUGCCUUGUCGACCAAUGGCGCAGCCAGGUUCUUUGAGCCGGGCCAUUAGCGGUGCUCGGAAGGUGGCGAGGAACGGAGUAGGCGGGCCGCCAUAAAGAAAAAAAGAGAGAGAGCGCGCGAGCAAGGCGCUGUUCUUUUCCCCUCCCUCUGUGCCCGCUGUAGUUCGCGCGCGCGCAGAGAGAGGCGAGAGCGGCUGAGGGGGAUUCUCCCUCCCUCCCGCGCUCGCUUCUGUGAGGAGAAAGAGGGAGGCGGAGGCGGCUUCGGCCUCGGAGUCGGUCGCGCCAUUUGUUUGCCCGUCGCCGCCGGGCGAUGGCGCCGCUGCUGGGCCGCAAGCCCUUCCCGCUGGCCAAGCCGCUGCCGCCACAGCCACUGCCGCCGCCGCCGGGGGAGCUGCCGGGGGAGCCGCCGGAGGAGCGCUUCGUCAUCGCCCACACGCAGGAGGCCUUCCGCUCCAGCGAAGAGUACGAAGCACGGCUUGAAAAGUACAAUCAACGAAUAUGGACCUGCAAAAGUACCGGAAGCAGCCAGCUGACACACAAAGAAGCCUGGGAGGAAGAGCAGGAAGUUGCUGAGCUCUUAAAGGAGGAAUUCCCAGUAUGGUAUGAGAACCUUGUCUUGGAAAUGGUUCACCACAACACAAUUUCCUUAGAAAAACUGGUAGACACUUCAUGGCUGGAGAUCAUGACCAAGUUUGCUGUGGGAGAAGAGUGUGACUUUGAGGUUGGGAAAGAGAAGGUGCUCCGGGUGAAGGUAGUGAAAAUCCAUCCUCUGGAGAAGGCAACAGAGGAGGAGGAGGCGGUGGCGGCAGCACAGAAGAAAGCUGAUGGGGCCUGUGAUUCCCCGUCCAGUGACAAAGAGAAUUCCAGCCAGGCUGUUCAGGACAACCAAAAGGAACUGGCACUGAAGGAAGACGACAGCCGGAGAGAUAGUCUGAGUGACCGGGCACGGCGAUCUCCUCGGAAGCUGCCAACUUCUCUGAAGAAGGAAGAAAAGAAAUGGGUCCCUCCCAAGUUCUUACCCCACAAAUACGAUGUCAAGCUGCAAAAUGAAGACAAGAUCAUCAGCAACGUGCCAGUGGACAGCUUAAUUCGUACAGAGCGGCCCCCAAACAAGGAGAUCCUGCGCUAUUUCAUCCGCCACAAUGCCCUUCGGGCUGGAACUGGCGAGAACGCCCCCUGGGUCGUUGAGGAUGAGCUGGUGAAGAAAUAUUCCCUUCCCAGCAAGUUCAGUGACUUCUUGCUUGACCCGUAUAAAUACCUGACACUCAACCCCUCAGCGAAGAGGAAGAGGACAUCGUCACCCGAUAGGAAGCCUUCCAAAAGGCCCAAAUCGGACGGCUCUGCUCCAGGCCAGGGGCUGAGCCCCCCCUCACUCUGGUGCAGCGUCCACUUGAAGAAGACGCUGAUGGGCUCCCCACUGAAAGUCAAGAACUCCAAGAGCCCCAAGUCCCCCACAGAGGAGCUGGAGGAGGUGAUGAAGAUGAUGUCGGCUGGGAAGCUGGGCAGUAACUUCAGCAAGAAGCAGCAGAGAAACAAGAAGCUGCUGAACGGGCAGAAGUCUGGCAAAUCCCGGCCUCCCAAGAAAGACUCUAAGAUGAAGAUGAAGCAGAUGACCCUGCUGGACAUGGCGACCAAGGGCACCCCCAAGGUGUCACGAUCCCCCCGGAGCUCGGCGGGGAGCCCCAGGUCCUCCAGCAAGCCCCCAAAGCACCUCCCCCCUGCGGCUCUCCACCUCAUUGCCUACUACAGAGAGAACAAGGACCGCGAGGACAGGAAGAGCGCCCUCUCUUGCAUCAUCUCCAAAGCUGCCCGGCUGCUGUCUAGCGAGGAUCGUGCCCGCCUUCCUGAGGAGUUGCGGGGGAUAGUGCAGAAGCGCUACGAGCUCCUCGAGCACCGGAAGAACUGGGCCUCCAUGACCGAGGACCAGCGGAAGGAGUACUUGAAGAAGAAGCGGGAGAAGCUGAAGGAGAAACUGAAGGCGAGGGCCCGGGAGCGGCGGGAGAAGGAGAUGCUGGAGAAGCUGGAGAAGCAGAAGCGCUACGAGGACCAGGACCUCCAGGGGGGCAACCUGCCUGCCUUCAAGCUGGUGGACACGCCUGAGGGGCUCCCCAACACCCUCUUUGGGGACGUGGCCAUGGUUGUGGAGUUCCUCAGCUGCUACUCGGGGCUCCUGCUGCCGGAUGCCCAGUAUCCCAUCACUGCCAUGUCCCUCAUGGAAGCCCUGUGUGCUGACAAAGGGGGCUUCCUGUACUUGAACAGAAUUCUGGUUAUUCUCCUGCAGACCCUUCUGCAAGAUGAGAUAGCGGAAGACUAUCGUGAGCUGGGCAUGAAGCUGUCAGAAAUCCCGCUCACUCUGCAUUCCGUCUCCGAGUUAGUCCGCCUCUGCCUGCGCAAGUCGGACGUGCAAGAGGAGAGCGAGGCGUCGGAGAACGCUGAAGAGAGCAAAGGCCUGGCAGCCUUUGAGGACAACGAGGUGCAGGACGAGUUCCUGGAGAAGCUCGAGACGUCAGAAUUCUUUGAGCUGACCUGCGAGGAGAAGCUGCAGAUCCUGGCUGCGCUCUGCCACCGGAUCCUGAUGACCUACUCGGUGCAGGAUCACGUAGAGGCGAAGCAGCAGAUGUCGGCGGAGCUGUGGAAGGAGCGGCUGGCGAUUCUGAAGGAGGAGAACGACAAGAAGAGGGCGGAGAAGCAGAAACGGAAGGAGAUGGUGGCCAAGAGCAAGGAGGGCAGCGGCAAAGAGGAGGGCAGCUUUGGGGGAAAGGGGGAGAAGAAGAAAGGGGAGGUGGGGGCUGCGGCAGUGGAAAAAGCCGUCAAGACAGAGCAGCGGGCAGAGGCGGAAGCGGAGGACAUGAUCAGCGCAGUCAAGAGCAGGAGACUUCUGGCUAUCCAGGCCAAGAAGGAGAAGGAGCAGCAGGAGAUGCAGAUGAAAGUAAAACUUGAAAGAGAAGCAGAAGAGGAGCGGAUUCGGAAGCAUAAGGCUGCAGCUGAAAAGGCCUUUCAAGACGGCAUUGCCAAGGCCAAGCUGGUCAUGCGCAGGACGCCAGUCGGCACGGACCGCAAUCACAACAGGUAUUGGCUGUUCUCUGAUGAGGUUCCUGGGCUGUUCAUAGAGAAGGGCUGGGUGCAUGAUGGUAUCAACUAUAAUUUCAUGCCUCCCCACAAAGAGGAGGAGGAGGAGGAGGAGGAGGAGGGAGAAGAGGAGGAAGAAGAGGAAGAGGAAGACGAGGAGGACUACCAGCAAGACACUCAGGAGAGCCUGGUGGAAGGCAGUGUCUUGAACGCUCCACAAGGGGUCCUGCCCGUCCCAGAGAUUCCUGUGGAGACCACGGUGCCCAAGCAGGGACAGAACCUCUGGUUUCUCUGUGACAGCCAGAAAGAACUGGAUGACCUGCUAGCUGCCUUGCAUUCUCAGGGGAUCAGAGAGAGCCAGCUGAAAGAUCGCCUGCAGAAAAGAUAUCAAGACAUCACACAUUCCAUGCAUUUGGCUCGGAAGCAGAACCCAGGCCUGAAGUCCUGUGACGGCAACCAGGAACUGCUGAACUUCCUGCGCAGCGACCUCAUUGAAGUGGCCACACGGCUGCAGAAAGGCGGCUUGGGAUACAUCAGUGAGGCAGAGUUUGAAGCCAAGGUUUGCACGCUGGAGAGCCUGAAGGAUUUCGGGGAGUGUGUGGUUGCCCUCCAGGCCAGCGUUAUCAAGAAGUUCCUGCAAGGCUUCAUGGCCCCCAAGCAGAAGAAGAGAAAACACCAAGGGGAGGAUGCUGUUGCCAAGGCAGCUGAGGAAGUGGACGAGGAGAAGAGGGUGGCAGAAGAAGCCAAGGUCGCUUCAGCCCUGGAGAAGUGGAAGGUGGCCAUCCGGGAGGCGCAGACCUUCUCCCGUGUGCAUGUGCUGCUGGGCAUGCUGGACGCCUGCAUCAAGUGGGACAUGUCGGCAGAGAACGCCCGGUGCAAAGUCUGUCGGAAGAAAGGUGAGGACGACAAGCUCAUUUUGUGCGAUGAGUGCAACAAAGCCUUCCAUCUCUUCUGCCUGAGGCCUGCCCUCUACGAGAUCCCAGAAGGCGAGUGGCAAUGCCCAGCUUGCCAGCCCUCUGUGGCCAGGCGCAGCUCCCGGGGCAGAAACUAUGCUGAAGACUCUGUUGGAGAGGAGAGCGAAGCCGGGGAGGAGGAUUCUGAGGAGGAGGAGGAGGAAGAGGAGGAAGACUAUGAGGUUGCUGGAUUGAAAUUGAGGCCCAGGAAAGCAGCCAAGGGGAAGCAAGGUGGCCCAGCUGCAGACCCUCCACGGCGAGGCCGGCAUCAAGGGAAGAAGCGGGCCCUGCAUGGCCCCCGAGGGUCCCGGCAGCGGGCUGCCCCUGUCAGUGAAGCAGACAUCGAUGAGCUGAUGUAUCAGACGAAGAAGAUCUCUCGCCGGCAGAACCUGGAGCUGCAGAAGUGUGAGGAAAUCCUCAACAAGCUUGUCAAGUACCGCUUCAGCUGGCCUUUCAGGGAGCCGGUGACCACUGAAGAGGCCGAAGACUAUUUUGAGGUGAUCAGCAGCCCCAUGGACUUCCAGACCAUGCGGAGCAAGUGCUGCUGUGGCAGCUACCGCUCUGUGCAGGAUUUCCUCUCCGACAUCAAGCAGGUCUUCACCAACGCCGAGCAAUACAACCAGAAUGGCAGCCACGUCCUCUCCUGCCUGGAGAAGACGGAACAGUGCUUGAUAGACAUGCUGCAGAAACACCUGCCGGGCCACACGUACUUGCGGCGGAAAUACAAGCGGCCGCUGGCCCAGCCCGGCCCGGAACUCGAGGAGGCUGAUGGGGACAGCGAUCCCGAGGCGCUGGAGUAUUCCAGGGGGCGGAAGAGGAAGAAAUGAAGGGCCCCCGGAGGGGGCGCGGUUGGAGCAGGACCCGCUGCCCGGCUCUCCUUCCGCUCGCUCUCGCUUGACUCUCGGCAACUUCCUGAAGCGUUUGAUCAGCCCCCAAGUGGAACAGGCGGCGUAGUAGUUCCUCUGCAGGCCAGGCAGAAGGGCCCUGGGGGGAGUGGAGGGAGCAGCCUCCAGUCGGGGGGGGGAGGCUCUUCUCUGCUCCAGAGGGGCCCCCUUCCUCUCCUCCGCUGUCCUGGCUCACGUUUGGACACAAGCAAGCCUGCCUGUGGGCUGACGGAUGGGCUCUCUAUUUAUGAGUGAGUACCUGGAGCCCUGCGAGGAAGCCAUCUUGCAGAAAGACAAGCAAGCACUUACCUCUCCAGGUGACCCCCACCCCUUUCACCAGCAUCUCUGUGUAGACCAGCUUUGGGGGUGCUUCUCUCUCUGCCCUUUCUAUUUUGGGUGUAGUGGAGGGAAGGUUGUGCCCUCCCCUGCCCCGGGGGAAGAGAGCGUGGGGCUUGUGGUGGCUGGAGGAAUGCCGCUCCUCCCCAACUUUUAACUCUUUUUUUCCUAGUUAAGGAAAGAUUCUUGUUUCCAGCAUUGACCUUGUACAGAACACCUUGUAAGAUACACUCGUCUUGGCUUUGACAUGGACUGUACAGUUUAUAUGAGGAUGAUGUGUUGGCUUUAUAUUCCUUUUCCCUGCCCCCCCCCCAUAUAAACCACUUGUUUUUUCUUAGAUAAAGUAGCUGGGAGUUGACCCAGGGAAUCCGUGAGGGGUUGUGCCCUUUGUAGCUUUCUUCAGCCCCCUUUCCUAGUCCUGCCCCUUCUCCUCUGCCUCAUCUCUCCUCUCCUGAUGCUGGGAUCUGGGUUGGGUCACAGGAGGGUCUGACCUUGCAGAGGAGCCCUCAGAGUCUGGGGGCAGCCUGGGCCGCCCCACAAAGAUGCUUCUCUCUCCCCCACCCUCCGCCCCCCAUUUUUCUGUUGGACCUUCCUCCAUUUCAAGAAGCAUUUCCCUCCUUUGGGUUGCGUUCUGAUUUGAGACGGUGGGAUUAUGAACAAGGCGUGGUCCUCCUUCUCGAAAGGGGGCCUCCCAACCCAGCUCUUGCUUCUGCUGGAGCUGGGAAGGCUGUGGCGCUGAGGACCCCAGCCUGGCAGUGGGUCACUUCCUCUCCUCGGCCGCCAGCAGUGACCCCCACCCCACCUGCAAACUGCCACCUGCCCACUUUCCUCCCCUGCAGCUUUUGUUCUGUUGAAUUUUCCCCUCCCCCUCCAACCUCUCUCUACACAAUGAUAUGUUUUUGGACUAUUUUUUUUAAAGGUUGUUGCUUGUUGAGGAGGGGGGGUUCUGCUAAGGGCUGUACUUGUAAUAAAUUGGAAAUAUAAAAGUAAAA